AUGACUUGGACACCUACCGAAUCCUUCUUAAGGGGAAAGAUCAUCAAGCCCUUUUUGCCGUAUGAGAAACACCCAAACUUGCAUAACAGCAGUUUGAAAAAUCUCUACCCUGGUGAUGAAAUUUACGUUUUUGAAACCAAGAAUGACAGAUGGGCAAGAGGUUAUGCUCUUUCCAAGCCCUUUCCCAACGAUUUCACCAUCACCUCUGUCAACUUGGACGAGUUGCCUGGUGUUAACAUCAACGUGGUUGUUUUUCCAUUGAAGUACUUCAAGAUUGUUGAACCAGUUGCGAUCACCGAUAUCAAGGUCAGUAAGAAUUUCAACAACAUUACCAACAUCGAUGCUGUUCCAACCUUGCAAGACUCCGAAAAGGCUCGUAAGAUUGCCAUCGAUGGUAAUGUCGGUGACACCAGACCUUUAGCACCUGUGUUGCCUAUGGACAACUUCGAACAGGGAGAAGACUUAGUUGGUGAAAUCAGACAUGCAUUAGGUUUGUUGACUUCCCAUAUUUUUGCCUUGUACUCGAUUGGUGAGUUCAGAUUGUUCAACAAGUUGUCUAGUAUUUACUACGACUUGAACGAAACCAGAAUCAAGUUGACCCAUAACUUAUUGACUAUCGAUGAAACUCAAGUCGCUAAGGAAACUGCUACUUUCUUAUUAAACAAAAUCCCAAAAAAAUUGGCUUCCAGAGCCGCAAGAUUGAAUGCACAAUCCUACGAUUUAGACAACCACAACACCGAUAUCUCUGGUUACAAGGCCAUCUUAUCCAGAGAAACUACUUCCGGUGAGUUGUUGGCUAACUCAGUAACUUUCCCUUCGAAGAUUGCUCUCAAUCAAGUUUUGUGUGCCUUGGCUUCCAACUUCCCAAUCAACGCCCACCAGCAUAUUGAGGAGUUUUCUUUGGAGCCAGCUCCUAACAAGAAGUUACACCAUGAGCCUCCUUCCCACAUUCUUGUUGAUUUCAAGUCUGUUUCUGGUAGUUCAGCUUACCAGCCACCAGGCUUCGCAGGUAUGAUUGCUUACUUGUACAUUAGAAACAAUCGUAAGAGAUUGACUGAGGCCUUUGCAGUCCACACCAAUUCCGUUGAUGAUUUGGUCCAUGUCGAGAAGAUCAGUGCUGCUUUGUUUAGAAACAUUCCUUCGAGUGAAAUUGAGAACAGUAGAGUUUAUUUGGUUGCUGUUUUGACUGAGGAGAUUGAUUUGAGUGUCAAAACUAACAACGUGCCUCUGGUUAAGAGAGUUAAGAAGGGUGUUGCUGCUGGUGUUACCGAUAUUACCAGAAUUUUCAGUAGAAACCAGGGUUCUUUGCAAUCAGGAGAAUCCCAUCAAUUCUCAAUCAAAUUGUUCGGUUCUUAUGUUAACAACAAAAAGGGUCCAAAGAUGGAGGACCAAGAUCCUGUUGUCAACAAUGGUUGGGGUGAAUUGGUUGAUAGAAUUAUUUCUGGUUCUUCUCAUGGUGUUGUUGUCAAUCCAAGAGCUGAAAAAUUGAUUGUUUCCAUUAAGGAGUUUAAGCAUCAAUUCGCUGGUGUUAACCAGAAUCCUAUUAGCACCUCAGCACCAAUUUCAAGAAUCAAGCCUAUUUUCUUUGAUCCUUUGGCUGAGAACUAUGAAAGAAUUUAUUUGGCUAUGGGUAAGGUUAGUUUACUUAACAGUAUCACCAAGGAUGAUUUGUUGACCUUUGAGGUGAGUACUCCAAACAAUGAACUUAUCACUUUCGCCAAGGCCUCUAAUCAACAAGAAAAGAGAAACUGGCAAUUCGUUUCUGUCUUCCCCGACGAAUCUGUUGGUGAGAUUAUUAAGAUCAAUGGAGUCUCUUUGAAGAAUCCAUCCAAGAAGUUUCCAAAGGAUGAUCACAUUGUCUUAUCGUUGUAUGUCAACGGUGUUUUGGCUGGUGAGGGUAAAUUGCUUUACAAGUCUGGCAAUAGGUUAGUUGAGUUUAACAAACGAAAGACUCACACAAUUGAAAUUAUCUCGACCACUCACAAUAUCCCAAUGGCCCAAGUCGAUCUUAGUACUGAAUAUGUUGGUAAGAUUUACAAUUCUGAUUCUUCAAUUGACAACAUUUUCCAAUUUGAAAGAUUUUUCAGAUCAGGCUCAAAGGGUAUCGAUGAAUUAUCGGCCUCGUUGGUUUCAUUCUGUAAAUUGGACAUUUCUCAAUUGGUCAAGUACUUCCCUGAAUUAUUGAGCUCCUUAUACAGCAUUGUUGAUUAUUCCUUCCAGCAAGGAUUGUCCUCAAGUAUUGAAAUUCUUCAUGACAAUACCUUCAAGGCAAUUGUUCACUUAUUGGAUAUUGUCUUCGGUAAGCAAGACCAAUACUUGUAUUUGAUUGACACUUUUGUUGAAAGAUACAGCAAUCUUCCAUUGAUCGGUAUUUUCUUGCUCAACAAGAUGUCUGAAAUCUUUUCGAGAGCUGAAUCCAACUGGAACUCCAUGUCAAGAUCCUUAUGUCGUGUGGUCGCUUUGGUUAUGAAGUUGGCUGUUCAUUCGAUCAAUGCUUCUAGUGAUUUCGACGCUUACUUCAAAGCUCUUAGCUCUUUGUUCAAAUCUGGAGCUUUCUUCUUGUCCAUCCAAUCUAACUCAUUGGUCAACGAUCAAGUUUUGAUUUUGGAUAUUAUUGAUUAUGUCUUGACUUUCCAAUCUUACCUUAACGUCUUGGAUCUCCUCAAGUUUAUCGUCAGUUUCAUUGAUACCAUUGGUAUCAGAGGAUUGGGUGCAAACGAAGAAGCCUUCAAUAAUAAGAAAUCUUCUGUUUCCAACCAAAAGGACCAUAAGAUUAUUGUCAGUAAACUCUUGUUGAUUCGUCGUCUUUUCUCCUCCAGUAUUGUUGAAGAUGCUGCUUCUAGGAGAUUAUUGAUCUCUAAAUCAGUCGGAUGGGUUAUGGAAGUCUUAUUGGGACCAACUGAUAUUGAUGCUUCAAGAUUGGCUUGUAGUGUCUUAAACUCGGUGUGUACUUUGUUGUGGAAGACUAUUGUUCUCGAAGGUAAAGAAGAAGAAAUUGAUUUGUGCUACUCCUUGACUAAGUUAUUGCCUGCUAUUUCCAGAACAAUUAUCAAAUAUAACAAGUUCACCAGAGGUAAUGAUUUCUUCAAGCCAAAGAGAACAUUCACCCAAUUAUUCCCUACUGAAUAUCCAUUCAAGGAAGCAUCCAUUGAUCCAAUUGUUAAUGAUGAAGUCUUGGUCGAGAUCUUGGUAGAAUUGUCCAGUAUUUUCUGUUUCAUUGCUAGAAUUGGUAAGGCUACUGCUGGAAGUGAAGGAUUCAGCAAGAUCUUAAGUUUGGAUAUUCCAAAUGACUUCUUCGACCCUUCGAAGUACUUGGCUUCAGACUUCAGAAAUGAGGAUUUGAUCACUCUUAUUUCUGGUGUUAAACUUAUGAGACAGGGUAAAUUCUUCCCAGAAGACAAAUGGUUGUCAUUGUACGGUGUCAUUAUUGAUGGUUGUUUGGCUUCGUUGGAAUUAAUUAGGCCAUUAUUGAUUAACCAUUAUAUUCCAUCAAUCUCUGAGUCAGAAGUAUUUGACAGAGUUCUUUGGGGUAACUACUUGAAAACCUUGUUGAGAUUGGCUGUCUUGGCUCCUGUCUCUAUCGAACACUUGUCCGAUGUCCCAAGAAAGGCUUGUUUCCAGAUCACAGGUACUGUCCGUGACAGGGCAGCUUUCCUUGUUAAUGAAGCGUGGGAUAGUUUGGCUUGGGAUGCUACUUCUGAAGACAUCAUUAGAUUCAACCUUAACAAAUUUGGUGGAUAUCAGGUGGAGUUUAUUAACCAAGACUAUGGUAUUCUCCAAGACUUGAUGUUGUUUGCUUUGCAAAAGAACGCUGCCUGUCAGUCAGUAAGUGUCAAAAUCUUGUGGUCCAUCAUGAUUUCAGAAUACAUUCUUAGUGACAAUAUUGUUGACAUUGAAAAGGAGUGUCUUGUUGGAUUGCAUGAAAUCUACAACAGAAACUCCUACAAGCCAAGCUUAGUUGAACAAGAUAUGUUCAUUGAAAGAAUGAAGUUGACUAUUAGAUUGGAUAGAGAAGAUGAAGCUUAUGGAAUGAUCACCAACUUCAUUGAGAGUGUUUCCGGAUUCUUGUUCGUUCUUAACGAUUUAAAUAGUGUUCCAGUUGGCCCAGAAUUCGACGAUGAUAGAACUUUCCACAAGCUUAACAUCAAUGCCUAUCUUAAGAAUGCCAACAAGCCUGAAUUGUUCCACUCAUUCAUCAACUCGAUGUACGAGGAAAACAUCAGCAAAAAUGAUCACAUUCAAGCUGCAUUGAGUUUAGAAUUACUCGCCUCAACCUACACUUGGGAUCACAAUACUAUUAUUCCUUCUAGUUUCAGACCAAAAUUCCCAGAGCAAUCAUCAUUUGAAAGAAAAGAAACUCUCUAUAAAAUGAUUGCAACCAAUUACAUUAAGGGUAACAGUUUAGAAAGAGCUACUGAUACCUACAACGAAUUACUUGAUUCAUACAGCAAUCACACUUACGAUUUGAAGAGUUUUGCUUAUGUUCACAACAAAUUGGCUAAGCUCUACUUGGACUUGGAAUCCAGUGAUAAGUUGAGUCCUUCGUUUUUCAGAGUUUCCUUUAUUGGUGCUGGUUUCCCAACCAACAUUAGAGGUAAAGAGCAAAUCUAUGAAGGUUUACCAUUUGAACAUAUCACUUCUAUUCACGAGAGAUUAUUAAGAUUGUACCCAGGUGCUAGAAUCAUUUCCGACGAUGUUGAAGCUAAAAAUUUGAAAGAUAAGGUUCAAACCGGAAGGUACUUACAUGUUAGCACUGUGGAACCAGUCAAUGAAAUUUCGGAUAAAUUGUUCAACACCUCGAUCGGUGUUAGACAAUACGCUAGAAACAAGGAUUUGAGAUUCUUCACCUCUUUGAAAAAGAUUCCAGGAUCCACUUCUGUCUUUGAUUUGUGGACCGAGGAAACCACCUAUGAAACACAUCUUUCUUUCCCAACCUUGAUGAACAGAAGUGAUAUCAAGUCUGUCAAGGUGAUUAAGUUGUCACCUUUGGAUAAUGCAAUUAGAACCAUUGUCACCAAGAACAAUGACUUGAUUCAAUUGGAAAGUAUGAUUAACAUGGCCAUCAAGGAGAAGACGGAUCACACCUCAUUAUUGAACGAUUUGUCCAGACAAUUGGCAGGUACUGUUGACUCUCCAGUCAAUGGUGGUGUUGGUCAAUACCGUACGUUUUUCACUGAUUCGAAGUACGAUGGAAAUGGUGAUUACGUUGAUGAAAUUAGAUUAUUGAGAAAGGCUUUCGAUGACUUGGCUAUGAUUUUGAACCGUGCCUUGCACUUACACGGAAAAUUGGUCACCAACACUUUGAAGGCAUCUCAUGAAGUCUUGGUUGAAUUGUACAAGAAGAACUUUAAAGAAGACAUUGAAAAGUUAAAGAUCAAUACUGAUUACGAAACGCUCAACCAUGCGCCUGUUUCUCACUAUCAACAAUCCAUCAAUGACAAGAGAUCCAUUAGUGGUAUCUCAGGUACUGCACCAUCCAUUACCGGAUCUAGAUUAACCAGAACAACCAGUAGAGGUUCUAGUGCUUCCAGUGUUUCAGCUUCGGAAAGAAGAGAACCGCAUUAA
Molecule: messenger RNA, 5565 nt
Organism: Suhomyces tanzawaensis NRRL Y-17324
Lineage: Eukaryota; Fungi; Ascomycota; Pichiomycetes; Serinales; Debaryomycetaceae
Product: dedicator of cytokinesis protein 4 CRK binding protein
Exons: 2
Coding region: 1-5565 (1854 amino acids)
Biological process (GO): small GTPase-mediated signal transduction
Cellular component (GO): plasma membrane; cytoplasm
Molecular function (GO): small GTPase binding; guanyl-nucleotide exchange factor activity
Source: RefSeq, a predicted model, not a curated record